CGUCACCCGGCGAACGGCCAAUGGAAGCGCGGCUUACUGGCAGGCGGUGCCGGCGGCUGCUACCAAAGGGGAAGUGAGCUGGGGCUGGAGCGAUGGCCCGGGUUUGGAGCCCGCGGCCGCCGCCGCCGCCGCCACCACCACCAGCAAGUUGGGAGCAGCUGCGGUUGCAGCCGGAGCGGGGGCCGGAGUCGCGGCUGGAGUGGAGGCGGCGCGUGUGAGUUGCCGAGAGUCGCCAGAACACCUCAAACUCUGGGCGGGAGCGCUUCAGGUGGGCUGAGCUGCCGUCGCCCCUCCGCACCGCCCUACCCCCCAGGCCCAGACAGCAAGGCUGGGGUCUCCCAGGUGCGGGACUGGCACUUGGCAGGCUGAGCCCUCCGAGCCGUGCUCUAGGCCUUCCUCAGUCUCGGGCCCCCUUCAAACUCAAGGCGGAGGCCGAAGAACGGUGAUCACCGUAAGACCCCGUCAUUUUCUUGGCGCCCAAGCUGUGUCGGGGUUGUAGCGGCUGCGAGCCCCCUUCUGCUGCCACCUCUCCAGCUAGGGAGCGACUAGCGCGUUCUCACUGUCUAGCUCUUCACCUCCCCCUCUUCUCCCAUUCAAGAACAAGUUUCUUUUCGUUCUCUACUGGAAGUCCCCCGGAAGGCCAAAACACCCAUCGGUGUGUCUUUCCUCAGCUCCUGGAGCACGCUUAGAAAUAUUACAUACCUAUCGGAAGAUAAAGGUUGCUCCCCUUGCCACCCUCUUAUCUGAGACUCCAUGCCCAGAGCCUUACCCAUUUUUAUCACCAGCUGCCUGGCCAUCUCUGUGUGACUUCCCCCACCCAUCUGAGUUCCACUUUCCUCUGGGCUCCAAUCUCUAGCCCCCAGUGGAUCUGGUCAGUCCCACCCGUGGGUGGGACUGACCCAGGGCUCUGGCCCAAAUUCCCCACCCUGGAAGGCAGCUCCAAGGUAGCGAGAGAAUUGGGCAUCGGGUACGAACCUGGCAGCUCAGGAGUGGGUGCACCACUCACCCCACACAAAAAGAUGAAGAAGCGCAAAGAGCUCAAUGCAUUGAUCGGCUUGGCUGGGGACAGUCGGAGAAAGAAGCCCAAGAAAGGCUCAGGCCACCGCCUCCUUCGCACUGAGCCUCCUGACUCAGACUCUGAAUCCAGCUCCGAGGAGGAAGAGGAAUUCGGUUUAGUUGAAAAUCGCUCUCGUUUUGUCAAGGGAGACUAUUUACGAUGCUGCAAGAUCUGUUAUCCCCUCUGUGCUUUUGUCAUCCUUGCCGCCUGUGUUGUGGCCUGCGUUGGCUUGGUGUGGAUGCAAGUUGCCCUGAAGGAGGAUCUGGAUGCCCUCAAGGAAAAAUUUAGAACAAUGGAAUCUAAUCAGAAAAGUUCAUUCCAAGAAAUUCCCAAACUUAAUGAAGAACUGCUCAGCGAACAAAAACAACUCGAGAAGAUUGAAUCUGGGGAGCUGGGCUUGAACAAAGUCUGGAUAAACAUCACAGAAAUGAAUAAGCAGAUAUCUCUGUUGACUUCUGCAGUAAACCACCUCAAAGCCAACGUUAAGUCAGCUGCAGACUUAAUUAGUCUGCCUGCCACUGUAGAGGGACUUCAGAAGAGUGUAGCUACCAUUGGCAACACUUUAAACAGCGUCCAUCUUGCUGUGGAGGCAAUACAGAAGACUAUCGAUGAACACAAGAAAACCAUUGAGUCACUGCAGAGUGACAUGAAUCGGCACUUCUUGAAAGAGACCAGUGGAAGCAACCAGAUCAUUCCAUCACCUUCGGCUACAUCAGAAUUUGACAAUAAAACCCACAGUGAGAAUUUGAAACAGGAUAUCCUGUACCUUCACAACUCUUUAGAGGAGGUAAACAGUGCCCUAGUGGGGUACCAGAGACAGAAUGAUCUUAAACUCGAGGGGAUGAAUGAGACGGUCAGUAACCUUACCCAGAGAGUCAACUUGAUAGAAACAGAUCUGGUUGCUGUGAGCAAGGUAGAAAAGCAAGCGAACCUGUCCCUCAGCAUGAUGGAUGAUAGAGCCACCACUCUGAAAAGAGAGUCCUUGCGUCAAGUGACAAACAGAACAGAUACAUUAAAAACCCAAAGCAUAAAGAAAGAAGAUAGUUCAGAUUCUCAAGUAUCCAAGCUAAGAGAAAAACUGCAGCUGAUCAGUGCUCUCACAAACAAACCUGAGAGCAACAGGCCUCCAGACACCACUAACAAAGAGCAAAUACAGAGUUUCACAUCAAAGCCGUCGGCAUUGCCAAAAUUUCCACAGUCUCUUGGAGAUCAAACUGAGAAAGCUGUGCAGCUGAGACCUAUUGCCCUACCAGGAAUUUCUAGCAUCAAAGAUCUUCAGGAUUUAUUCCACAAGACUGGCCAGGACAUGGAUGGGAAACUGACCUACCAGGAAAUCUGGAACUCCUUAGGUUCUGCUGUGCCAGAACUAGAGACUUUGAGAGCAUUUGAUUCUGAUGGCGAUGGAAGAUACUCUUUCCUGGAGCUAAGGGUAGCUUUAGGUGUCUAGCCUCAUCAGGCAUAUUUUAGAAAUGGGUAUAUACCCAGGACUACCUAAUACCUACUCACCUAACACAAACAGCCCAUCGAUCCUCCAGUCCUCCAAACUACUGUAGCAGACACAUUGCCACCUUUUAACUUGUUUGAAAAAGCUAUAAAGAAAAGUUAUUUUUUUAAAAAAGAAGGCCAUGUUACCUAUAUGAUAUUUAGAAAUCUAUGAUUUCCUACAACCAGUAAGAUCUUAAUUUCAAAAUUGCCAGGAAAAAAGUCAAGCCCUCUUUUUUUUUCUCUUUCCUUUUUUUUUUAGGGAAGGAAACCUUAUCUUUUAAAACUGGAAAGUGUGUAUAUAGAGAGAAUAAGCCACCUUUUAUAUUUCACAUAAAUUUGCCUUAAAUUAGCUGCACUUUAUACAGACUCAGAAAAUGUCUUUCUUUUAAAAGCUAGACCUUUUCUGUUUGUAAAUAUUUAAAAUGAAAGAAAGAAUUGUGCAUAUUUUGUGGGAAGUCGGAAGAAUGGUUUGAAACAGGCUGUGAACAAAUGACUUGUUAUUAAAAAUCGCUAAUGUUGGUAACAGCUGAAGCUGUGUCCAUGUCUCCUUAAGGCACCUCCUUCAGGUGCUGCUGUGGCGUUUGCCUUGGAGGCUGGAGGAAUAGAUUUGGGGAGGUGACCCUGUAAGGACAGUGCUGCCUCCUGGCUCAGAAAAGUAAGAUUCUGGCUGUUUGUUCCUGUCCCCUCGGCUGAUCCCAACCUGUGAACCAGAGAAGCCUUGUUGGGGGUUUUUUCACUUUUAAUCCUAUUUCAGGGUUUAUGAGCAUAAACAGUUAUGCAUUGGGGAGCUACAUUUUCCCCACUGAGUGAGCUCGAUUAUCUUCCCCCACCCGCCCACUCAAACCUCUCUUAGCUGUAGCUGGCGGCCGCCUCUGGUGCAGGCUCCAUUCUGAAUGGCAGGGCUGCGCUCCUCAGCUCACUGUCUCCACCGGCUACCCAGGAGGGGCUUUAGGGCAUAGCUUUGCCCCUCAUUGUGACCAGGAAGCUCCUUGACGUUUUACCUGGAGGCCUACCAAGAAGAACGUAGUAUGUUCCUCUGUGGGCUAAAGCCAAAGGGGUUGUGAAAUGCAGCACAUGAAAUCACAUCAGGUUCCCUUACAGGUGUCAGCUCAGAAGUAGCUAGAGGCAUUGUGUCCAGAGGAUGCCGAACCAUAUCAAGUAGGCCUGGGGAGCAGGGGGGCAUCACACGAUGGCAGCAAGGUUUUUCAAAUCUCUUAACAAGCAAGUGUACUACUCUUCCCUUUAAAUACUUCCGUAGGCCUAGUACAAAAGGUCCCCAGACCGGAAGGAAUCACACGUCUGUGUCACCUGUGUGUGUGCUGUGCUGUUCUUAGACGCAGGCUUUGGGCAACACGAAAGGAAGAAUGUUGUGGAACUUAACUGUUCUAUAUAUAGGCCAAGUCAGGGAGAAACUAGAGCUUUCAUGGCACAGACUUUAGUAGAGCUCGUUUCCAUUUUCACUUCAUCCAAGUUCCCCUGUUACCCAGGGAUGCCAUCGAGCACCUUUAAACAUUUAAGGGCUGGUUUUUUUCUUUAUGUAGUGUUCAGUUUAGUGUUGGCUAACUUUGAUUUUUUUUCUGAAAGUAUUAACAUUUAGUUAAAGCAAGAUGAAGUCUUUUCCCAUGAAUGUGUCUGCUUACCUCAUUUGGCUUGUGCUUCUCUUUUUUUAAAAAAAAAAAAACAUUUUUUUGCCUACCUGAGCUAUUUCUCUUUCUUGGAAAGGUUAAAAUAUAGCAUAAAGUUAGCCUGGCAUUUUAGGUAACUUGAAGACCACUCUUUUUCUUCUGGCUGCCUUCCUUGCACCUCCCCCCUUUUUAAAUAUAUAUACCCUUAUAGAUUUUGUAACAACCAAAUAAAAUUCUAGCAAUAAAUUGAACUAUACUGCUAUAUUUGUAUAUACUGUACCAUAAAUAGUAUGUCUGUACCUGGAAGGUAUUUUUUUGAGAACUGAUUUAUAUGAAAUAUACUUGAGGGUAAUGUAGCUUGUCCAUUUUAGUUUCAAAUUCUUAAUUCAUAGGCAGAUACUCUGAGGACCGCUUAAGUCUUUGUUGUCUGUACUUUUCUUUUGUAUCAGAUAGCUACACCUGGAGAAGGCAGUUUUGUUUUUCAGUUUCUCACCUGUUUGUCCCACCUCGAGCUCAGCUGGUUCGCAUCAUCCUGGAGCUAGCUGGACCGUACCAAUUGCUGUCACAUCAGGCAGAGGUCUUCUGGCCACACUCUCAGACUGACUACCCUUGCCGUGCUGCUGCCCUAGCUUCCAGGCAGAACGAGGGCAUCAGGUUGAGGAGAUUCAUUGGCUUAAGAGUUUGAUGAGCCUAUUCUUCGGUGUUUAUUUGGGAGUUUUAUUUGAAAGUUGUCUGAACUUCCCCAACCUGUGACUUUUGAGCUGUACUCAAGCCUCCUUGCCUCCUAUCUCAGCUCUGAGAGGAAGAUUGGGUUUUGCUGUUUGUUUCAAAUACUUUCACCUUUUCCCCCUGGCAGCUUCUGCUGAGGCUUUCUUAAGUGACCCAAAGCACAGCUGCUCGGUCCUUCUUUUCUUUUGCCUGUACUGUCUGGGAUAAUGUUUACUUCAAGAGCCUCCCUAUAAAUCAGAGGACCAAAAAGGUGUUCUAGGAAGAGAAGAAUCAAAGGAAUAGAGAACCUGGCUUAGGGAUAAGGGUAAUGUCCUCUUAAGGGCAGAGAGGGACCUGGCACCUAGGACAGUACACCCUUCACCUGCUGCUGGCUACUUUUCCUGCCAGUGGUGUUUCCUCACUUUAUGUUGCUUUGCUGGACGCAACUCCGUUGCCCCCACUUCCCACUGCUGGUCUUGCGGUCACAGUUGAAGACUUUGAGUGUGAUGGGCUCAUACUCAUAAUGGCCUGCUGUUGAGUUGUUUUUAGUGACAGCUUUUGUUUGCUACACACCUCAUUGGCUUACUUACCAACACCAGCUAGAUGUGGUCCCUUCUUUCAUAUCCAAACCAGAACACAUUUGGGUAUUCCUGAGACUUUAUAGAGUGUGUAUUGUUUGUUAUACGAACCUAACCUACCUUGUUGUUUUCUCAUAUUAAGAAAUGUAAAUCUACUUUGCUUUAGUGGAGCUAUUUUGGUAAUGUAUGAGCAAUUUUGGUUCUGUUUGGAGAGUGAAUUCAAGGUCUCUGACUUGAGCUUUGCUUACUUCAUAUCAGUAAUACAGCUAUUUUAAUUUAUCUAAAUAAAAUACUUCC
Messenger RNA from Neomonachus schauinslandi (Hawaiian monk seal), 5750 nucleotides. It is a transcript of the gene EFCAB14, whose product is annotated as EF-hand calcium binding domain 14. NCBI's taxonomy places the organism in Eukaryota, Metazoa, Chordata, Mammalia, Carnivora, Phocidae. The record is from RefSeq and is a predicted model, not a curated record. Bases 1020 to 2504 code for a protein of 494 amino acids. The transcript has 11 exons. Gene Ontology annotation, molecular function: calcium ion binding.